GACCUUCAUCUCUGCUACCAGCCUGGGUGCAGGACUGGACAUGAGGGUCUCCCAGCGGUGACAAUGGGGUGGAUUUAUUCCAGCACCCUCCCAGAGGCUGGGCAGUCACAAAGCAGCCGGCACGGCUGCCUUACAGAUUACAGCCGGUCGAGGUUGCCAUUCUCCAGCCAGAGGGACAGCAGCCGUGCACCAAUGAGGCUGGAGGGUCGGCAAAGUGGCUCUGAGCACCCCUGGGGACAAGCAACCACGCAGGGGCUGGUGGUGGCUGCACAUCACCCUGCCGGCUCGCAGGACAACAAGGGUGGACCAUGGCCACCACUGCAGCCACCACUCCCCGUGCUGGGACCAAUGGGAUCCCGCCCAGCCCACACGCCAGCGCGUAAAUAGGGGCAGGAGCGGGACCGCGCUCCUGCUGCGAGCCCAGCUCCCGGGAGAUACUGGCCGGGAGGGAACUGGCUGCUGGACGGGGCUCACCGGCGGCUGGAGCGUGGGGAUGUGCCGCGGCGGCACUGAGCCCCGAGAAACUUGGCACUCCAGAGACACAGGGCUCCAGGAAGCAGCGAGGCGUUCGCUCAUCCCGAAACAGCGCUGAAGCAGCAGAGCAUCACAACCCCCCUGGUGCUGGACACCGGCUCCCCCCGCACCUCAGUGCUGGACAGCCCACGGUCAGCUGGAGCACAGGUACGAGGCAGCUUCGCUGGGCAGGGAGAUGCCACCCUUUAACUCUUACCAAGCCCCACAGCUGGAAACAGGAUCCUCCUCUACAGGGUGCAAAGUGGCAUCUAUGGAUGCUUGGUAGAGCACCCAGCCAGGGCAACACAGGGGUAGAUCGGGGAGGACUGGGGCACGUUUCCUCUUGUCUUAUCAAGCCUGGCUGUGCUGCCGGGCUGCACAGAGACUGCUGCCUGGCACAAUGUCCCCACGAGCACCUGCAGACCAGCUCUGGCCAUGGGUGAUGAAGCUUCUGCUGCUGCUCCAGCUGCGUGCCCAUGGCCAUGCUUCCCACGCCUCCCCACUGCCCCGCAGCUGCCCCAGUACCUGCAUCUGCACCUCUGACCUGCUGAGCUGCAGCCGGCGGAUGCUGCAGCAUGUCCCCCAUGCACUGCCACCCACCGCCACCACCCUGGACCUCAGCCACAAUGCCCUCACCCAGCUCCACGACCGCUGGCUGGCCGCUGUCCCACACCUUGAGGCCCUCCACAUCAGUCACAACCAGAUCAAGGACCUGUCUCUGCAGGCUUUCCACAAUGCCUCCUACCUGCGGCACCUCGACAUGUCCUCCAACCACCUGCAUGCUGUGGAGACACACUACUUUGACAUGCUGGUGAGCUUGGAGGAGCUGCUGCUCUACAACAACCACAUCACUCGAGUGGAUGAAAAUGCCUUUGCUAAGCUGAGCGGCCUGCGGAAAGUCUACCUGAGCUGGAACAACCUCACCACCUUCCCCUUCCACUCGGUGCAGGGGCUGGGAAACUACAGCCUCCGCACACUGGACCUCUCCUCCAACAGCCUGAGCAGCAUCCCUGUGGAGCAGCUGGCAGCUCUGCCCGAAAACAUCAGGAAUGGUUUGUACCUGCACAACAACCCCAUCAGGUGCAGCUGCCCGCUCUACCUGAUGCUCCAGCACUGGAAGCAGCGAGGUUUCAGCUCUGUGAAGGAUUUUUUCGAGGAACAUACCUGCAGAGUGUCUGACAACGUGCCCCGGUCCCUCAUCAAGUUCCUCAAAUAUAACCACAUGUUUGAGAACUGCUCGACGGGCCCUGAAGACGUGCACCCCUUGCCCUUCCCUGUGAUGGUGGGCCAGACCCUUCUGCUUACCUGCAACACCAGCCUGCCGGCUGCAGCCACCACCUACAUGUGGAUCUCCCCACACCACGAGCCCAUCAAACACCCAGGGAACAGCAACCGCUCCUUGGAAGUCUACCGCAACGGCAGCCUGAAGAUCACAGCGGCCAAGCCCUGGCACUCAGGGGUCUACGUAGGCUUGGCCAUCAACAGCCCCCACAACUUCAGCAGGCUGUGUGAGGUCAACGUGACAGUCCACUACCCCAAGCUGGAUGGGGAGACCUUUAGCACUGGCCUCACAACUCUGCUGGGGUGCAUCGUGAGCCUGGUGCUGGUGCUCAUCUACUUGUACCUCACGCCCUGCCACUGCCUGAACUGCUGCAAGAAGCCAGCUCCUCUCAGCCCUCCGCAGGAGUGCAGCGCCCAGUCCUCCAUCCUCAGCACCACUCCCCCCGCCACUGACGGGCCCAACCGCAAGGUCAGUGCCAACAAGCAUGUGGUAUUCCUUGAGCCCAUCAGGGAGACACAGAAUGGCAAGAUCCGCCUGGCCCUUGGUGAGGACUUCCCUGACCCCAAGAACCCCAAGGUCCUGCAGCUCAAGUCAGACUCGGAGUCCAUCAGCUCUGUCUUUUCAGACACCCCCAUUGUGUCAUAGCGGAGCAGAGCCGAGUGCCCUUGUCAACACCGAGGCAUUCCAAGAGAUCUUCUCCUCCAUUGCUGCAGGAUUACUGAACACCCUGAAUUCCUGGCUUGACUGCGACCCACAAGGGUGAUCAGCACCACCCACAACUGCUUCAGCCAUGAGCUUCUGGUGGGUUUUGGGUAGGGGCAUACCAGUGCCUGGCAAGAGCUCCUUGUGUGAACAAGGCAAUGGCCUUGUUAGCAUAAGGGCAACGCUGAUGAAUCCAGCAUGACUGAGAAACCCCCACUUCAUGUGGGCACCCCAGCUCCCUAAUGCUGACACGGAGGCUGGUGGUCUGCCACGUCCCUGGGCAUAAGACCAAACACGGUGCCACCGCCACAGACCUCCACACCAAGGAAUAGCCAUGAUGAGUGCAGCACUGCCCUUGCUCAUGCCAGGGCCCCUGGGGGUGGCAAUGCCACCAUCCUCUUCCAGCCCCUGCCAUCCCCAUCAAUAUACCAUGCCUGGGAGCUCAGGAGAGCGUGACCCUGUCACAAGGGGGUUAGGCACCCUCUCCCCAGUGGUGGCCACGCAGGAGAGAGAUGCAGCUCAGCCCCUGACCAUGCAGCCAAGCAAACAUCGCAAGCUUUUGCUUCCCAAGAAGCUGUAAAUAGUCACGGCAGGAUUAGGUGAUGCGAUACACCACCCGACCGCAUUGCUCAGAGCUCCUCAUGCCACCAAGGACAAUGAGGUCUCGGAUGCACCACCCUCCUUCACUGCUUCUCCUUGAGGUGGACAAAUGCGCUGCUAAAGCACAGCUAUUUAGGCAGUAAUCUAAUAAGCCUAUCGAUAAAUGUGAGUAAUCCUCUCCUCUCCUGGGUUGUAAUUCUCUAGUUACAUUGAAAUAAAAAUGCCUAUUUUUUUAAGCUUA
Pezoporus occidentalis (night parrot) is the source of this 3338-nucleotide messenger RNA. It is a transcript of the gene AMIGO3, whose product is annotated as adhesion molecule with Ig like domain 3. Gene Ontology annotation, cellular component: membrane. Gene Ontology annotation, biological process: brain development. Gene Ontology annotation, molecular function: protein binding. The transcript has a single exon. The record is from RefSeq and is a predicted model, not a curated record. The coding region runs from base 914 to 2440 and encodes 508 amino acids. NCBI's taxonomy places the organism in Eukaryota, Metazoa, Chordata, Aves, Psittaciformes, Psittacidae.